AUGGUAGACAAUUCUCAAACCUCUUCAGCCAUCGCUCCCGCACAUGAGCAGCUGAAUAGCCCUUAUUUUAUGCAUCCUUCUGAUAACCCUGGAUCUAAUCUUGUCGGCAUGGUCCUCACGGGUGAUAAUUACAACAAUUGGUCUCGUGCCAUGGAGAUUGCUCUUUCCGCCAAGAAUAAGAUGGUAUUUGUUAUCGGAGAAAUUAAAAAACAAGCCGCAGCCGAUCCUACCUAUGCGUCAUGGAUUCGUGUUAACAAUAUGAUUCUAUCCUGGAUUCUUAAUUCCAUCCAUCCAGAUUUGGUGCCAACGAUUCUCUACACAGAGUCAGUUGCGGAUGUCUGGGCCGAUCUCCGCGAACGUUUUUCGCCAUCGAACGGUCCUAGGGUUUUUCAUCUUGGGCAAAAGAUAUGCACCCUUGCACAACAUGACGAUGCCGUGACCAAGUACUACAACAACUUGCGAAGUUGCUGGGAUGAAUUGAAUAAUUUGGAUCCGUUACCGCAAUGCUCUUGUUCAGCUCAUUCUAUCAUUACCAAACAACAAGAGAAUCGGCGAUUGUUUCAAUUUAUCAUGGGUCUCAAUCUGAGGUACGCUAAUGUUAUUAGUAAGAUAUUGCUAAUGGAUCCAUUACCUAGUGUUGCACGCGCAUAUGCACUAGUUCUUCAGGAUGAGUCGCACCGCCAUAUCCAAUUGGAUCGCCCAUCGUCCGAUCAGACCAACACUUUGCUUAGCACUCACGGCAACCAUACUCUGCGGCCAUACGCGGAUUCCUUAUCCCACGGACAGCCCGGCUCUCUUGGCGCUCCCGUUUCGUCCGCCAACCUGGCUAAACGGACGAACACGUCCCGCGGUUGA
Molecule: messenger RNA, 855 nt
Organism: Syzygium oleosum
Lineage: Eukaryota; Viridiplantae; Streptophyta; Magnoliopsida; Myrtales; Myrtaceae
Exons: 1
Coding region: 1-855 (284 amino acids)
Source: RefSeq, a predicted model, not a curated record